Molecule: messenger RNA, 1002 nt
Organism: Stereum hirsutum FP-91666 SS1
Lineage: Eukaryota; Fungi; Basidiomycota; Agaricomycetes; Russulales; Stereaceae
Product: NAD-P-binding protein
Exons: 2
Coding region: 1-1002 (333 amino acids)
Source: RefSeq, a predicted model, not a curated record
AUGCCCUUCCUUACCCUUGGUGGCUUUCCGGCUUUCAUCUAUCAACAACUCUUCAUAACCCCCACUCUCGAUCCCACUCUCACCUUCGCCGGCCAGACUGUCAUCAUCACAGGCGCAAACAUCGGUCUAGGAUUUUGCGCAGCCCAACAAAUCGCUCAGCGCGGCAUCUCUAAACUUAUCCUUGCCGUACGCUCUCUCUCCAAAGGCGAGGCCGCUGCCGCUCAAAUCCGAGCCAGUCUCUCGAGCAGCCAAAGCCUAGAGAUCGAAGUAUGGCCACUUGAUCUUUCUUCAUAUCAGUCUGUGAAGGAUUUCACAACGAGAGCAAAGGGAUUGGAGAGGUUAGAUGUGCUGUUGGAGAAUGCUGGCAUCGGAAAAGAUGACUUCAGUGUGACGGAGGACGACGAGGCCACGAUUACAACGAAUGUCGUUUGCACGACCCUGUUGGCGCUCUUGCUUCUUCCGAAACUGCGCGAGACGGCGGAAAAGUUUGAGGUUGUGCCACACUUGACCAUGGUGUCAAGCGAGACAGCGUUUUGGGCGAAAUUCGAGGAGCGGAAGGCGGAUAAUAUUUUUGAGAAGUUGGCGGACCCGAAGUCGAACAUGGCUGACCGAUACAUGACUUCCAAGCUCAUCGCCAUAUACUGCUUCCUCGAAAUCGCGUCGCGCUCAUUUUCUUCGUCCGCGCCACCCGUCAUUAUCAACUACGUUAAUCCCGGUUUUUGUCGCUCUUCCCUCGACCGCGACAUGAAAGGCAACGUCAUCACUUCCAUCUUCAAACUACUCUUACAGCGCAAAACCGAGGUCGGCGCCCGCACACUGGUUCACGCAUCUGUGGCAGGGAAAGAAUCACAUGGGCAAUAUUUGUGCGACUGUCUUGUUCAUCCGUCACCUGUCGAUAGGAGCGAUCUUGUCGCGGAGAGAGAUGAGUUGCAGAAGAAAAUAUGGAGUGAGAUGACGAUGAAGUUGGAGAAGAUAGAACCUGGUGUUACGCGUGUGGUUUGA